CAGCUAAGGACAGAAAAAGAGGAAACGGCAAAGAAAAAAUUGAUUUAUGCAGGAAGUCACUCUGAGAAAUAACCUCACAGCAAAGAAUUGGGGACUGUUCACCUUAAGAUGUAUAAACUUUGGCUUUUAUUCACAUUUACAGGGAUAUGUGCUGCUCAAAAGGACAUCUCCUUGUCAGUGUUCACCGUGACGUCAAAGAGUAUGACGGUGCAAUGGAGCGGCCACACCGGUGCCAGCUCUUACAAGAUCACAGCAACUCCCAAGAACUCUCCGGAGCAGCCCGUCUUUGCUCAGUUUAGCGGCAACACAGUGAUGGGCUCCGUUAACUCCCUGACACCAAACACGGUCUACACCAUGCAGUUAGAGGCCAUGGACAAUGCCCUCAAUGUCCUCAGCAGUGCAGAGACGGAGGAGACAACAGCCCCUGAUGUGCCCAGCAUUCUGCAGACCUACUCCAAACUCAGCGACAGCAUCACCGUCGAGUUCGCAGAGGUCCCGGGGGCGACCGGCUACAUCCUGAGGGCAGAGUCAAAAACAGGGAACUUCUUCUCCGAGACCAAUGUGACCUCAUCCCCAAGCACUGUGGUGCAGCUCCAGCCAUAUACAGAUUACAUUUUGAGUGUCAUGUCCGUCAACUCCGGGGGAAGGAGUCAACCUUCAUAUCCCACUGAGGCCAGAACAGUUGUCAUGGCGCCUAAACUGAACACAUCCUCGCCCACCAAUGAGACCAUUCUUGCUGUCUGGGCUCCAGUGGAGCAUGCUGUACUUUAUACGUUGGUCAUCAUCCGAGAAGGCUCCUACGUCCGCAACAAACUGAACACCACCAACACUGAGGUCACUUUCGACAACCUUCAGUCGGGAACCUCCUACUGUAUCAAGAGCAUGGCUUGGGAUGCUGAGGGUCGUAUCGGUGACGACAAGACUGUCUGCCAGAUCACACGCCCUUCAAGUCCAGAUGUGAUUGACAUCCAGGUGACUCAGGGACGUGCUCCGGGGAUUGCGAUCUAUUGGGUGUCAGUACAGGGGGCUAAAAACUACACAGCCUGGACCACUUCGGGCCAAAACUGUUCUACAGGAAACACCAACUGUUACAUCCUGCUUGCAGAGUGUGGGCAGAACCGUUCUGUCUAUGUCACAGCCUCCAACGAAGCUGGAAUCAGCAGUCCCUCGCAAUCAGUCAACUACAUUACAUACCCAUGCCCCCCUGAGAACAUUUGGGUGGAGGAGCCCACAGCAGGUGACUGCUAUGUCAUGUGGGAGGAGGUGCCGUUGGUGGAAUUCUACGUGACCUUCAUUAAGAGAGAUGAUGGGACCGAGAAUUUAUGCAACACUACGGACACCACCUGCCAGUUCUCCUGCAUGUGCGGCUACACCUACCUGACCAGCGUGUUCCCCUACAACAAAGCAGGCCCCAGCCUUUUAGCGCACGUUCGUAACUACACCACAAUACCCUGCUGCCCUCAGGAUGUGCUGGUGCAGCUGGUUUCCACGGAGACCCUGGAGAUCACGUGGUCACCUGUCAAAGGGGCGGAGCUGUAUGAGACCACAGCAGCAGAGACUAGUGAUAUUAUCCACUGUAACGACACGUCACCGGUGUGCGCGCUCUCAGAUCUGAGAUGCAACACUGCUUAUUCAGUGACUGUGACCCCGUGCAGUGAGUUACGAGGAUGUAACAGUACCUGUGCCCCAAACGUGCACGAGACAGCUCCCUGCUCUCCGGAGAUUCUGAACAUGACACAAACUGGCAACUCCACAUACAGAGUCCUCUACACCACCCCAAACUUCCCCAAUACAAGCUAUACUAUCACCGCCACUGGGCGCUACAACAGAGGGUCAUGCCAGUCAAAGAAUAACUCCUGUGAGCUCACACAGCUGCCCUGUGGCACAACCUAUGAGGUCACAGCUGUGGCCACCUCAGCAGCUGGGGGAAGUCUGCCUGGGUUUAGCAAAACUCUGGAAACAGGUCCCUGCUGUCCAGACUCUGUGAAUGUGAGUCAGGUCACGCAGGCAAUGACCAAUGUCACCUGGUCACCUGGCGGUGGAGCUCGCUCCUACGUCACCACACUGACCUCCCAACGUGGGCACGCAAAAUGCCACACUCUGGACACACACUGCCUGAUGGGAUGCAUCACCUGUGGCACCAACUACAGUGUCUACCUGGAAGCCAUCAGCAGCACAGGGCACACAUCACAGUGCAACUAUCGUGGUUUUUCUUCCAGUGCAUGCUGUCCAACAGGUGUCAAACUCUAUCGCCGGACUAACUAUUCACUCAGGGUUUACUGGCGAUCUGUGGGUCUGCAGAGCCAAAACCACACAGUGGAGCUGUACGGGACCGGAGCCAACUACACCUGCAUCGCCGCUGCAGGGAACACCUACUGUGAUAUCCAGGAGGAAACAUGUGGGGAUGUCUACACGGUUGUUGUAGCACCAGUGGGGCAGUCAGGGCUCAAAGUUACCUUCUGUCAGCCCAGAACAUACUCAGUUCCCUGUCCAGGAAGCAACGCAGGCAUGGUGAUUUCUCGCCAAAGACGAAGCGUGAAAUAAUACUGGGACUCCAGACCAGCCCAUUGAUGAGGACCAAGGAUUUGCCAUGCUUAAUUCUCAACAAAUGAUCUAGAAAUCUCCCUAUUGUCCAACAUAAGAAGAAUCAAUAAAUAGGAAAAGGAAUAAAUCCAAGCCAUACAAUACAGAGCAGUGAUUGGAAGCCAUGUCUGGUCUGACAGCAGAAUUACAUCAAUAGAUGGCUCUGGGUUGUAAUAAAAUUAUUCCACUCACUUCAGUUUGUUCAUGAAAUGCCAAUUCAUAGCUGAUCUUAUCUUGAGGCUCUACAAUACAGGAAACAUCCAAUUAAAAUAAACAACUGAGGAUGUCAUGACAUAAAUAAUGUUUUAAAAUGAUCUAAUUAAACCCUGAUCAAUCCUGUAAGACAAAUAAUUGUAACUCUAUUUUAUGGGUAAUGUGACGGAUAGAUCACAUCAAACCUCAAGUACUGAGAACCUUUUCUAAAAAAUAGGAAGAUCUAGAGUUUUAAUUUUUUUUAUAUUAAAUGACAGAAAUGAACAUUUAAGUUUAAAACUGUAAGGAGCAAAAGAUUUUCAAUAAUCUAAAUAAAAACGUACAACCUCCUCAGUCAUAGGUACUGGUAGUCACCCUGCAAUUGAGAGGAUCAUUCUGAAAGUGAAAUAACAGGUUUCCACCUCGCCUGCCUUGAGUCAUGAACCACAGAUCGUGUGGAUGAUGCAUCUGAUCCUGUGACUGGAAUAAUUGUCAACCUUUUACUGGACAUGCGAACUCUCACUUACUGAUGAGAACAAUAAAACAAUGUUUUGGCAUCCAAA
This is a messenger RNA of Oryzias latipes (Japanese medaka), 3338 nucleotides long. It is a transcript of the gene fndc7a, whose product is annotated as fibronectin type III domain containing 7a. Gene Ontology annotation, molecular function: protein binding. NCBI's taxonomy places the organism in Eukaryota, Metazoa, Chordata, Actinopteri, Beloniformes, Adrianichthyidae. The record is from RefSeq and is a predicted model, not a curated record.